This is a messenger RNA of Paramecium tetraurelia, 1521 nucleotides long. RefSeq lists its product as uncharacterized. The record is from RefSeq and is a predicted model, not a curated record. NCBI's taxonomy places the organism in Eukaryota, Ciliophora, Oligohymenophorea, Peniculida, Parameciidae. The transcript has 3 exons.
AUGAAUAUUUAUACAUUGAAAUUUGAAGAAACCACUCUAGAGAAUUCUUAUCGAUACCAUAAAUGUAAUUAAUUAUAAAGUCCUAUUCUUAUAUACACUUAUGUUUUAUCAAUACUACUUAUUGGCAGCUAAUUAAUAUAAUAAUUAGUUAAUCAUAAUUAUGCCUAUUUGAUACAAAAACUAGUGAUUCUCUUAAUUGUAAUUUUGCUAUGCUUGUUUUUUAAGCAACUCAAGAGAUUUCCUAACUUAAUUUUACUCUUAAUUAACUUACUACUAGUAUCACUUGAAACUGAAUCGAAUUAAAAGAAUACAUAUCAUCAAGGAUAUUUGUUUGGUUGUAAUUAAAUGCUUACACAUAUAAUUUUAUUGAUGGGUUCUGAUUUUUAAGUGGGUUUAUUUACGAAUAUCAUAUUAGCGAUUUCAAGAACAGCAAUCACUUUUGUAAAUGAAGAUGCUUUAACUUUUGAAUAAUAUCUAUACACGAUCAUAAUUACUGUUGGAGUCUCAGGUUUAUUAUAUUCAUCAGAAUUAUACUAAAGAAGAUCUUUUUUAUAUUAAACAAAAGACACUACUUGGGAGAAAAUAUUACCGUUUGUAAUUUGCAAGCCUUUUUUAAUAUUCAAAUUCGAUAAAGAUUCGUUCUGCUUUCAAUAAAUUGCAAUUAACAAAUCAUUAACAGAGAGUUAAGAAAUGUAAUUUGAUUCUGUAGGAGAUUUUCUAAAAGAAUGCAAAUAUGAAAAAUCAACACUAUAAAAAUACUUAUUUUAGAAAUAUGAAAAGUUCAAUAACUUAGUUAAUAAUAUCGAUUGUGAAAAAUUAGAAAUCUAAUAUAAAAAGAGUAGAAUGAAAAUCAAACUACUAGUCUAUUUUGUAGACACAGUUAGAUUUAUGAUAGUAGUGGAAACAGUAGAUCAAGCCUUCAUUGAUUUAAAAUAUAGAUACUAAAAUAACUUAAAAGAAGUGACUAAAAAGUAUAAUAAUUAAAUAAAGAAACUCGCUAAAAUCUUAAAUAAAAAACUAAAAAAAUGUAAGAUCCAACUGGUUAGUGAAAUAGCUAUAUCAAUACUCGAAUUUCGAAUUCUGUAAUCGAUUAAAAUGGAAAAACUAAUCAAAAUCAAUUUGUAACAGCUGUUUCAAAAAUUUUAUCAAAUCUUUCAUAUUAUUUAUAAAUAUGACGUAUAUUUUCAAGCAAAAUAGGAUUAUAUCAUUUAUACUUACAAACCAGAAUUAUAUUACUUUAUUGUAUCUAUAAUUAGGUAAUCAAAUAGAACAUAGUAGAUAUCAUUUAUUAUUGAUUAAAAUUAAGAAGCAUAGGUUCCGUAAUUAUCACUUUCAGGCAUCGAAAAACUUCCUGAAGAAUAUUAAUUUUAAUAUUGUCAACAAACAGUUUUUGAAAAGCAUAUAUAAGUGUUAAAUUCUCAUUUUUGGAUCUUCAAGGAACUUCACUCUUCGUUUAACUAACACUAUACUUUUGAGAAUAUUUCAAAUGAUCAAUAAAAUUUAUUAAAUUAAUAUAUUUGA